UCAGCCUGUCAGGCCAUCCUUCACCCCUCUCCUCUCCCUUCAGUAAUGGCGUCGUCACUGUCCUCUCUCUUCCUCUCAAACGCUCGCCCCCUCCGCCUCUCAAACCCUAAACAUAACCCUCCUCAAUUUCACCUCCCACUCAGAAUCCCCCCCCAAACUCUAUCCUUCUCCGCCUCAAAAAACUCCUCCCAAACCCCCAAACUCAUCUCCGAUCCACCCCCGCCUCCCCCUCAGGAGAAGAGGUCGUUCGCGGUGGCCACAGGCGAGCUGUUCCUUGGCAUCGCCACGCGAAUCAUAAAGAGGCGAAACAGAAUUGUUAACGACGCGAAUUCGGCCCCGGUUGUGAUGUUUGAGGAUAAGGAGGAGGAGAGGGAGUUCUCGUACUUUUGGCGGCGGUGGAGGAGGAGGAAGGAGGACGGGGCUGCGUCGGUGGUGGUGUUGGAGGACCCGGUGGGACUGGGCGUGGUUUGGGAGCAAAGGUUGGAGGAUGUGGAGGCAGAGAGGGGGCGGAAGGUUGUGACCAGCCCCGGGUUUAGCUUCUCUGCCGCCGGACUUCUGUUUCCGUACCAUCUCGGGGUCGCCAAGUUUCUGAUUGAGAAGGGUUACAUAAAGGACACCACACCAUUAGCUGGUUCAUCCGCUGGUGCUAUUGUUUGUGCAGUGGUUGCCUCUGGAGCCAAAAUGGAAGAGGCUUUAGAAGCUACCAAAAUAUUGGCUGAAGAUUGCCGGCGAAGAGGGACUGCGUUUCGCCUAGGGGCAGUUCUAAAAGAUGUUCUUGAGCAGUUUCUCCCGGAUGAUGUACAUACUCGAUCCAAUGGGAGGGUUCGUGUUGCUGUAACAGAGAUCCUCUGGAGACCUAAAGGCUUGUUGGUUGAUAGGUUUGACUCUAAAGAAGAUCUCAUCAAUGCAGUCUUUACGUCAUCCUUUAUUCCAGGAUAUCUUGCUCCAAGACCAGCAACAAGGUUCCGGAAUCGACUUUGCAUUGAUGGGGGUUUGACUCUGUUUAUGCCACCCACAUCUGCUGCUCAAACGGUUCGUGUUUGUGCUUUCCCGGCCAACCGAUUGGGAUUUGAAGGCAUUGGAAUUAGCCCCGACUGCAACCCUGAAAACAGAGCUACACCCAGAGAGCUUUUCAAUUGGGCACUUGAGCCGGCAGAGGACCAUGUUCUUGAUAAACUCUUUGAGCUGGGAUACUUAGAUGCGGCUGUGUGGGCUGAAGAGAAUCCUGUGGAGGAAAUAGUUCGUGAUGAUUACUUGUAUACCGAGAAUGGUGCAGUUGCAUAGCAUAUCCUUCAGCAAGAGAGACAGUAUACUGGUGAAUUUACCACCCGUUUAGGUUUAAUGGGUGCAUGGAUAACUGGUACAUUUAACUAUUCUUGUAUAGUAACAUCAUUGAAUCGUUAUAAACUAGUGAUGUGAUGAAGGUAGAAGAAAAAAGCAGAAAUACAAAAUGCAGAAGUAUCAAAAUUUCAGGGUUUCACCAACCUUAUUCAUUUCAUGUUUUGUCA
Rhododendron vialii is the source of this 1508-nucleotide messenger RNA. RefSeq lists its product as uncharacterized. Gene Ontology annotation, molecular function: triacylglycerol lipase activity. Gene Ontology annotation, cellular component: membrane; lipid droplet; cytoplasm. The record is from RefSeq and is a predicted model, not a curated record. The transcript has 7 exons. The coding region runs from base 46 to 1284 and encodes 412 amino acids. Lineage: Eukaryota; Viridiplantae; Streptophyta; Magnoliopsida; Ericales; Ericaceae. Gene Ontology annotation, biological process: triglyceride catabolic process; lipid homeostasis.